Messenger RNA from Cavenderia fasciculata, 294 nucleotides. RefSeq lists its product as uncharacterized. Lineage: Eukaryota; Evosea; Eumycetozoa; Acytosteliales; Cavenderiaceae. Bases 1 to 294 code for a protein of 97 amino acids. The record is from RefSeq and is a predicted model, not a curated record. The transcript has a single exon.
AUGGCAUUUGUUGGAUUCAAACUACCCUCUGCAAGAUUGAUUCGUUCAAAUGCAGGUCACAUUACAUAUGGUAUCGAUUCGUUGGAUGAAAUGAUUGAAUUCCUAAACUAUUUAAUGUCAUUACGAAAUAAUAUAUCAGUUCCUACUCUUAAUAUUAUCAAUGACAACAAUAAUAAUAACAAUGACAAUAAUAACAAUAACGACAUCCAAUCCAAUCACAGUGGACAUUGUAUUACUGAUUGGGAAAUUCAAUUUAGUACUUUGGAUGAUGUCAUGUUCCAAUUUAUGAAAUAA